This is a messenger RNA of Pocillopora verrucosa, 629 nucleotides long. Its product is annotated as U6 snRNA-associated Sm-like protein LSm7. Gene Ontology annotation, molecular function: RNA binding. Gene Ontology annotation, biological process: mRNA splicing, via spliceosome; nuclear-transcribed mRNA catabolic process. NCBI's taxonomy places the organism in Eukaryota, Metazoa, Cnidaria, Anthozoa, Scleractinia, Pocilloporidae. The record is from RefSeq and is a predicted model, not a curated record. Gene Ontology annotation, cellular component: U12-type spliceosomal complex; spliceosomal tri-snRNP complex; catalytic step 2 spliceosome.
UAACCAAGAUGGCGACUGAAAGAAAGAAAAAGGAGAGCAUAUUUGAGUUGUCCAAAUUUCUUGAUAAAAGAGUUCGAGUGAAAUUUCAAGGCGGAAGAGAAGCUACAGGUGUUUUGAAAGGUUUUGAUGCCUUACUGAAUGUAGUGUUGGAUAAUACAACGGAAUGUUUAAGAGAUCCUGAUGACCCAUUCAAACUCACUGAUGAGACAAGGCAAUUGGGCCUGGCUGUGUGCAGAGGGACAGCUGUGGUUUUAAUUUGUCCUGUUGAUGGCAUGGAACCCAUAGCAAACCCAUUCUUGCAACAAGAAUGAACUUUUUGUCAGCAUCUUAAAAACAUUUUUGACUGGUACCCAAAAAUCUGCUCUUUACCCACCUUUUGUGAGACAAUUUUUUCCUACUCUCUUUUUUAGGCAAAAUGUGAAGUUCAAGGAAAGUGCAGUAAGGGUUGUUUUGCCCAUGGAUCUUUUUUUAUGUAUGGGUGUCUACUCGCACAGCUUUGCAUGGACAUUAGAAGAAAGGUUGUAAGAUACUUUGGGAUUUCAUUCCAAUAUUCAGCAGGAUAUCAAGAGUAGCCUUCUAUAUCUUGUAAGAAAAUAUAAAGAAAGUAAAGUCCACAAUACUUGUUUAAA